Pelobates fuscus (common spadefoot toad) is the source of this 1859-nucleotide messenger RNA. RefSeq names its product pygopus family PHD finger 1 (gene PYGO1). The coding region runs from base 81 to 1205 and encodes 374 amino acids. The transcript has 3 exons. NCBI's taxonomy places the organism in Eukaryota, Metazoa, Chordata, Amphibia, Anura, Pelobatidae. The record is from RefSeq and is a predicted model, not a curated record.
CCCUGCUGGGAGGAGAGAGCCUGCCGGGUCCAGCACUACCACUUCCCGGGCCCAGCUCUGCCCGGCUCCACGUGUUCGCAAUGUCCGCCUCGCACGGUAGGAGGCCGGCAGGUAAGGCUCAGGGGAUCAUCCAGGGCCAUGGACAGAGGAGCUGGAACAUGUCAGCUGGCGAUUAUGUUUUUUUCCAUUCAGGUGUACCAACUCGAAGUCCUGAGAAAAAGAAACAAAGAUCUGGCCUAGAGAGAUCUUCACACUCGGAAUAUGCUCCACCAACAAACACAAGUUCCAACCAUCUCAUAGCUUCGAAUCCUUUUGCUGAUGAAUAUAGUGUUUCACCUCCAUUGACCUACAGCCAAUUCACCAAGCCUAGAUAUAGUGCUAGUGGAGAUCAACAGGCUUUUAGAAUGCCAUUCACAAACCCACCUAGAAUGGUCUCUCAUUCUUCUGCCUCACCCCGCAGGGAACAACAGACUCCUCUUCCUCAAAAGUCAGUGCGGAAGCCUUAUGACAAAACGCACUACUUCAACACUUCCAUUCAAGAUAAUCACUCUUUUAACGCUGAGUUUGAUCAAACCAUUACCUUCCCGGGACAGCAUUUCAGAACUAACCAUACUGAGAAAUUCCAAAUCUCAGAAAAUAACCCUGACUUAAGAGUAGCUCAUCACAGAAGUCCAAAGGAAAAAUCAAACUUGAAUGUGCAUAUGGAUACAAUGCAUGCUUAUAUUUCACAACAAACUAACUUUAGAAGCCCAAAAGGAUGCUCCCCAAAAACUGUUAAUCGUCAGAGACAAACUUUAGAUAUUACAUCGUUCUCUCCUGCUAGUACAGAAGACGUCCAUUCUCCUGCUUCUGAUUGUUUGUAUGUUGUUGACAACAAAGGAACUCCUGUUAAAGAUUGUGCACCACAACUAGCAAAAGACGACGUAUCCUUGCAUGAAAAGUGCAAUAGAUGGCUCCUCCAUGCCUCACACUCUGGUCAUUUAUCCAAAGGUCCAUUAUACCCAUGUGGAAUAUGUUCUGGAGAUGUUGAUGAAGUCCAGGAUUCCAUCAUGUGUGAAGCUUCUUGUCGGAAGUGGUUUCACAGAACAUGUACUGGGUUGACUGAGUUUGCUCAUGCACUUCUAACCGCUGAAGCCUCUGCUAUUUGGAGUUGUGAUUCCUGUAUGGCCAAUAAAGAUGUCCCAUUGAUACAAAUCAAGCAUUGACUAGUGAUGACUUAAAACCCCAGCCCAUCCACCCCAACAUAGAUGUUUAUCAUUAUUUAAUGAAGUGCAUUAAAUGAAGCAAUCAAGUGCCUUUUAUUCAGUUUAUAGUAACAAAUUUCAGAACAGUCCAUGAUCAAGUUUAAGACCAGUUGAUGGUUCCUAUUCCAUUCAUCCAUAUAGCAGAAGCUAUUUACCAUGUGUGAACCGAAAAACAUUUGUACUUAUUUUGUUUGCACGAUAAACCUCAUUUGAACAUUCUGAUCCAAGACCCAAGGAAAUCACAAUUUUCUUGACUUUUGAUAAACAUCUAGAUUUUAGAGGUCCUCCUGAUCUGGAUGUGACAUGCUGCUAUGAAAUCGGUUGCACUAUAAGUGGAUGUUUGAAAUUGUCUUCUCGGACCAAAAGGUUUAAAGGCUAAAGCGCUGCUGCCCUUGAAUAAUGAUUUUUAACAUUAAUAUGACAAGAGAAUAAUACAGUACCUGGCCAGUGAGACUAAAACCGCACCUGGCACUUUAAUGGACUUUCAUAGAUAUUUUUAAAAGCUCUGAAAAUAACAAAAUUGUAUGUGUUUUGCACUAGGCUCAGUGCCCUCUUACCCCUUACUAAUGUGAGUUCUAGAUUCAAGCAAUGAGAUGCCUUUAUUUAUGCACCCAA